CAAACCUGCCCACAAUCCCGGUUAGCGAUGUUACCACGGGACGGACUGCGGAAACCGGAAAGAUAUAAGAACCCCCUCUGGCCACCAGGGUAUCUCCAUCGUCCCAUCUUGUCUGAUUACAACCACACAUCUUUUUUACAACUCGAUUCAACAUGGGCCAUCGUGAGAAUGAGGAAGCAUACAACGCGGUGCAGAAUGCCCCCCAUGAAGCCAAGCUUUCUCAUGAGCUCAUUGCUGGAGCAGCCAGUUUCGCUGCUAUGAAGGCAUACAAUAACCACCUUGAGAGUCAGGGGAAGCCUGCCAAUCACUCCUUGGCCAAAGAAUUGCUUGCUGGAUUCGCAGGAGCCGCUGUUGAUCGUUUAGUUGAGACUAAAGGCCUCGACAAGUACGACGAGUACAAGGAGAGGAAGCAUCUUAAGGAGCAAGCCGAAAGGCACGCGCAUGGUUCUCUCGAACGCCACCACUACGAGAACUGAUUAGAUAGUUAUAUGUGACUACUGGCAGCUCUGUCAUUGUGGAUGUCAAUGUAUAAAUACCGAAUGUCCUUCGAGACAUAGGAGGAACUGUGCACUCAACUCUUUACUACUUCGAGCCCACUGAUUCAAAUGGACCUCGUCGCACUGGUGUUUGUCGUCCACCUAGGUAACCUAUCACCAUCGGUUGUCUGAUUCAGAGCUUUGAACAUCCUCUCUAAGCCUGGGGCCAAGGAUGACGAACAGAACAUUCCCUCGCCAUUGAGGAUUAGCAUUGAUCUGCUUAUGUCUACUCCAGGUGUCGGUUCUUGGAGUGCUAGGUUAGAGGAACGGUAUAUGCUGGCA
This is a messenger RNA of Pisolithus orientalis, 818 nucleotides long. Its product is annotated as putative phosphoglycerate mutase family protein. The coding region runs from base 153 to 476 and encodes 107 amino acids. The record is from RefSeq and is a predicted model, not a curated record. The transcript is spliced from 6 exons. NCBI's taxonomy places the organism in Eukaryota, Fungi, Basidiomycota, Agaricomycetes, Boletales, Pisolithaceae.